Molecule: messenger RNA, 1150 nt
Organism: Limulus polyphemus (Atlantic horseshoe crab)
Lineage: Eukaryota; Metazoa; Arthropoda; Merostomata; Xiphosura; Limulidae
Product: metallo-beta-lactamase domain-containing protein 1-like
Exons: 5
Coding region: 326-988 (220 amino acids)
Source: RefSeq, a predicted model, not a curated record
AUGUGGGGUGAGUUGCUCUUUACUUUGCUGUACGCGAAGUGUACACUAAUAAAAAAAGGAAAAUGUGUUUAUUUAUGUAUGCCACUUUUGUAGGAUAAGUCUAUUUAGUGUAUAUAAGUUCUGAAUGUCAUAAUUAUGUGAACUGUUGGAAACGUUCUUGUACUUCAUUUGUUGAAUUAGCAAAGACAGACCAAUCACCAAGUUAGUUCAGUCUGACCUUAAGCAAGUUAAAGUUAAAGGCUUAACUAGUUGAAGUUCCAAUCAGAAAUUCUCCAGAUUCGGCACCAAUUUCUUUCUAGGCUUGUUUCUAUACGUGACUGCCAUAAUGAACUAUCAUAUCGAGGUUCUCAAAGAAGGGUACUCUUAUCUGAGUCGAGAUAAACAGUCCAUGGUAGCAAAUGGUACUUCAACACUUAUAAAAGGUCCUGGAGUCAAUAUUCUGGUUGACACAAUGAAUGCUUGGAAUAGCCAGUUUCUCAUUGAAGCCUUGAAAAGAAAUGGAAUAAAGUGCGAGAACGUUCACUACGUUGUAUGCACUCAUGGCCACUCUGACCACAUUGGAAAUCUCAACCUCUUUCAACGAGCAACACAAAUUGUGGGCAUGAGUGUUUCGUCUGGUGAUGUUUAUCAGCUUCAUCCUUUCGAAAAGGGUAUGCCAUAUAGAAUAGCUAGAAAUAUUGAAGUAAUUCCAACCCCAGGUCACACAUUGUCUGAUGUUAGUGUAGUUGUCAAAUCAACUAAUUGUGGAACAGUUGUUAUAGCAGGUGAUUUAUUUGAACGUAAGGAAGAUAUUAAGGACAUAAGUUUAUGGAGAGAUAUUGCAGGAAGUGAAAAUCCCAAUCUGCAGCUACAGUCUCGAGAACAUGUUCUGAGUAUUGCUGAUUAUAUUAUUCCUGGACAUGGACCGAUGUUCAAGGUGACAAGUGAGCUUAGAGAAAUACAUGCUUCUAUAGUGAAAUCAGAGCUAGGAAUAGCUUUGAAAGGUUGAUUACUUAGGAUAUAGUAGUUUGUAAUGGACCUGGGGGCCAUGGGAAAAUUACUAUUCUUCCAGGUAAAAUAACCCAUAGCAACCAGGGAUUAGAAAUAUUAUUAUAUAUAUAUACAUUGUAUUUAAAUGUUGUUAUUGUUAUAUAAAACCCUAUACAAUACA